GGGACUGUUUUUGUUUGUCCCUUACAUAUUGCCGUUAUUACGUAAUCAAAAGGUUAAACGAGACUAGCUUCUAACAAGCUAACAGCUAAGAUAAGUCAUACAAAAAUUCAGUACCCCCUUGAACAAGAGAAGCCCAACAGGAUGACCAGUGUGCUCUGUGGCAGAGCUCGGCUGGUGACGUACCUGCCGGGGCUUCACGUUCUAGUUCACCGUGUUGUAGGGGCCAGAGCUUUCUCUGGGGCGUCUGGUUCAGAUGAGCCACACCUGAGCAACACAACCCCUGACAUUGCGCCGAGGACAGUGUGGCCAGAUGAGACCAUGGGCCCGUUUGGACCUCAGGAUAAACGUUUCCAAUUGCCGGGUAACAUGGGUUUUGACUGUCAUUUAGAGGGCACUGUCAAGCAGAGGACUGCACCAGUCCACAGCGUGAUGCCAGAUGUGCUCACUGCUCAGUCUAGCUGCGAGAGGCACAACUUGGUACUGGCCCAGUUCAUCAACGAACUUCAUAAAAAUGAUAAAACAGCUGCAGCACAGAACAUCAAUAAAGCAGAAAAUUAUUUCGAUCAUUCCAUUGUGGAGUGUGCUGUUCAGUCUUGCCCUGAACUGUUAAAGAGAGAUUUUGAGUCAAUGUUUCCUGAAGCACCGUCAUCUAGCAUGAUGGUGGUCACUGUUACUCAGAGGACACAGAACGAUAUGACGGCCUGGACUGAAAAGGUGGACCAGGAGAGAGAACAGCUGCUGGCUCAGUUUAUUGCAGGUGCAAAGGAGAUAUGUUUUGCGCUCCGAACAGAAGGAUUUUGGGCAGACUUCAUUGACCCAUCAUCUGGCCUUGCAUUUUUUGGAUCAUACACAAACAACACACUCUUUGAAACGGAUGAAAGGUAUCGGCAUUUAGGUUUUCAGAUCGAGGAUCUGGGCUGUUGUAAAGUGAUUCGGCACACGAUAUGGGGGACGCACGCUUUUGUGGGGACACUUUUCACUACAGCGCCACCCAACAGCCAAAUCAUGAAGAAGCUACAGGGGAACUAAUAUUAAAGAUACCAUGUCAUCAUGGGAACACUGUCAGUCUCAAAACCAGAAUGCAGACUGAAACAAUCUUUGUGUUUUUUUUUGUUUUUUUUCAUUUUUUUUUUUUUUUAACACUAUUCAACAAAAUCAAAAACAUACUUGUGUCCAAUAGUGCACUCAAUGAAGUUGCUCAAUGGUGACAAGAAAUGUGUAUUUAUUUUUGUAGAACAAAAGGCACUUUUGAUGGAACUUUGGUUUUGGUUGCUUGUGCUACAGAGCAAUGUUCUGAGUCAGUAAAAUGUAUGCUAAAUGUUGCAUCUCUUGAGAAGCUCUCUCUCAGUGUUGCCUUUCUUUUAAUGCAGACCUCAAAGAAACUUAUACUGAAAGCAAUUGUAGAGCUCAGAUUGUUUUCUGCAACAUUGCUCCAUCCGAACUGGGAAGUACCUGUCAAUGGUGGUUAAGUUCAUAAGUAGUGUACAACAUAUUAAUCAAAGAAUAGAAGUAAUCCAGGGCCUUUCAACUUAAUUCAGUUAUACAGGAUAAGCUUUCUCCAUAUGUCCAUGAUAGACACAAUAAAUAAAAAAGGAAGAUUA
This is a messenger RNA of Myxocyprinus asiaticus (Chinese sucker), 1601 nucleotides long. It is a transcript of the gene mmadhcb, whose product is annotated as metabolism of cobalamin associated Db. The record is from RefSeq and is a predicted model, not a curated record. Gene Ontology annotation, biological process: cobalamin metabolic process. The transcript is spliced from 8 exons. Bases 142 to 1029 code for a protein of 295 amino acids. Gene Ontology annotation, cellular component: mitochondrion. NCBI's taxonomy places the organism in Eukaryota, Metazoa, Chordata, Actinopteri, Cypriniformes, Catostomidae.